UCGCUAUUCAGGUAUAUCCAAUAAGUUUAUCCCAGCGAAAUUCCAAACAACCUGCAUUGAAAAUAUUGAUCAAAUACUGCCGAUCUGUUAGUUCUGUUUAGUCCGGCGAAGGAAGAAAGUCCCCUUGUAAUGCUAGGAUGUAGGAUGGUUAAUUUCCAAGGGGAUCAUGGUUUUUCUGGAUGGAAUUUUUACCCUUCUGAUGGUGGUACAAGUUUUAGAGGUCCAAUGUACAGAAUUUGAGUACAUAGACGUCAAGGUUCAGUUUAAUGAAGCCGUGGCAGACUGUGAAGCCCGAGGAAAGAUCCUGGCCAUCAUAGAUACACCAGAAAAAUUCAACAUCGUCUACGACCUACUGACGAACAAUGGCAGGGGUAUGCCCUCCGCCCCUGUUUACAUCGGACUGAAAUACAAUACGGUGAACAAACAGCAUGAGUGGCUGGACGGGACCCAUGUCACGUGGGUCAACUGGUACAUCAACGAACCUUUCAGUGUGGAGACACGUCAUUGCGUCAGACUCGAUCUGGAUUCGAACCUGCAAUACCGCACCACUGACUGUACAUAUCAACACAACUACGUAUGUUCCUCAGAGGGAGGGGAAAGUUCAAUGGUUCAAACAAGCUCAAAGAAAUCCUCAAACGAUGUGAUGAUAGUUGGUUUAUCGGUCGGGUUUGGUGUCUCAGCAGCCGUGAUAGCGCUUUGUUGUCUGAUGUGUUACUGCUGCUGCAGCUCACGUGACCAACCAAAGCGCCCUCUCAUCCAGUAUAAAUGCCCGUCCAAACCCCGGGCCGUAGUUGGAAACCUUUCCAGCGACCGUAAUGGGAAACCUCCCGAGCAUGCUGUUUAUUACAGUAAGCAUUCGUCUGGUCGCAACAGCAAUAACACUUCUCGCACUGGGAGCAGUCGGAUAGAAGACUAUGAUGACGAAAUGGACGCAGCCAUUAUAGACACAAACGACAGGCGCAUGUCUGUGUACAGCGGGGGCACAGGUGACUAUCAGAGGAGCAGUGCUUCUCCAAGGGACCCCAAUGAUAUAUUGCAUUACAUAUAAGAUACUUACGUAGAUUGUUUUAUUCUAUGUUGCAUUUUCCUUCAUGUCAACAACGACUUAAUUGCUUGCAAAUGUCUGUUUGGGCACAUGCAUUUAGCAUUACUGUGGACUUUUUUUUU
This is a messenger RNA of Magallana angulata, 1167 nucleotides long. RefSeq lists its product as uncharacterized. Lineage: Eukaryota; Metazoa; Mollusca; Bivalvia; Ostreida; Ostreidae. The record is from RefSeq and is a predicted model, not a curated record. The transcript is spliced from 5 exons. Bases 167 to 1048 code for a protein of 293 amino acids.